Cuculus canorus (common cuckoo) is the source of this 3964-nucleotide messenger RNA. It is a transcript of the gene RAB3IL1, whose product is annotated as RAB3A interacting protein like 1. The coding region runs from base 150 to 1427 and encodes 425 amino acids. The record is from RefSeq and is a predicted model, not a curated record. The transcript has 10 exons. NCBI's taxonomy places the organism in Eukaryota, Metazoa, Chordata, Aves, Cuculiformes, Cuculidae. Gene Ontology annotation, molecular function: guanyl-nucleotide exchange factor activity. Gene Ontology annotation, cellular component: Golgi to plasma membrane transport vesicle. Gene Ontology annotation, biological process: exocytosis.
ACUGUGAGGCUUCAGAGCAUGGGGUUGGCCACUAUUGUCGCCACGGACCCUGGCCAUGAGGCAGGGCAGGGCUGUAGAUGACAUGGACACUAAGGAGAAGCUGGGAAAAGGAAUUGCUUCCCAUGUAGUAUCUACAUCAGCGUUUUGCUAUGGAUUCAAGAAUCGCCACAUCCAACCUGCCUGCCUUUGGCGUUGUGUCUGGCAGCGAGGCAGAGGAUGGGGCAGCUGAGACCAAGGCGGGAGCUGAUCCUACGUAUGGAGCCUUGGAGGGGAUGCUGCUGCCUGGAGGAACACCCAGGGCAAUGGCAAGCGAGGCCAAUUUUGAGGAAGACAGCCAGGAACAGCCAGCUGUGGGACAUUGGAAAACACUAAUGCCAUCCAAAGGCAGCAAGGAGGAGCCAGAGACUGGAUGCCAGGAUGCUGGAGGUGUGGAUGAGACCCAGUCCACUGAGCAGCUCAACGUGUCACGUCUACGCAGCUCUUCAGUGGAGAUCCGUGAAAAAGGGUCUGAAUUCCUGAAGGAAGAGCUGCACAAAGCUCAAAAGGAGCUGAAGCUGAAGGACAAAGAAUGUGAGAGACUGUCAAAAGUCAGAGAACAACUGGAGCAGGAACUGGAGGAGUUAACAGCUAGCCUGUUUGAGGAAGCGCACAAGAUGGUGAGAGAAGCAAACACUAAACAGGCAGCAUCGGAGAAGCAGCUAAGAGAGGCACGGGGCAAGAUCGACAUGCUGCAGGCAGAGGUAACGGCUCUGAAGACACUGGUGAUCACAUCCACGCCCUCCUCUCCAAACCGGGAGCUGCACCCUCAGCUCCAGAGUCCUUCUAAAGCUGGCUUCAGGAAAGGCCAUGGGCGAAACAAAAGCACCAGCAGCGCAAUGGUCUCAGCUGCCAGCCAGAACGUAACUCCAGAGCCGGUCAGCCGUGAGUGCAAAGAGGUCGACUCCAUUUUAUUUGCUGAGUUCCAAGCCUGGAAGGAAUCUCCAACUUUAGAUAAAUCCUCCUCCUUCCUGGACAGAAUUUAUCGAGAAGAUAUAGGACCUUGUCUGGACUUCACUAAGCAGGAGCUGUCAGAGCUGGUGCGAGUGGCUGUGGAGGAGAACACACUCACCAUUGAGCCUGUUGCUUCCCAGACACUGCCUUUGACGAAGAUGUCAGCAGAAGAGUGCAGUGGGCCAAAGAAAUGUGCUCUGAGUGGCCUUCCCAGGACCUGCAAGCAUCGCAUCAUGCUGGGGGAUUCUGGGAAUUACUACUACAUUUCACCAUCCUGCAGGGCCAGGAUCACAGCAGUGUGCAACUUCUUCACAUACAUCCGCUAUAUCCAGCAGGGCUUGGUGAGGCAGGACGUGGAGCUGAUGUACUGGGAGGUUAUGCGGCUCCGGAAGGAGAUGUCUCUGGCCAAACUUGGGUUUUAUCGCAGUGAGAUGUAAGUAGAGGCCUGACCGUGGAAGGAAACUGCUCCUAUAUGAACAGCUUGUUAUAGUCUGCCAAGCAGAUGAACGCAGUGCCUCUCCAGCAAUGGGCUGUACUCCCUUCCCACCCUCGCUCUGCCUGAAGCUCAUGAAGGAGCAAGAAGCACAAGUUCCACCUUCAGCUGUCCCACUUCUCCAACUGUGACUGGAAUGCAGCGGCUGUGCUACCCUCUCUGAGCUGGGCUGGCCCUGGCUGCUCCGAGGUGGCCAUCUACAGACUGUCCUCGAUGGAGUCUCCUAUAUGCAGUGUAUACUCAUUUUUUUAAACUCAUUUUUAUUAUAUGCAGUCUGCUUUGGCAUAGUUUUAAGCCAGCCCUGUGCAAGGCAGGAGUCCUGGACCUUCUCUUCAUAAGCAACUCUUUCAGGACAGAUGCUGGAUGUCUGUCCGUUUGUUCCACCCACUUUUUGGGGUGGAAAGUGCUGUUGUGCCCAGCUGCACGCUGAGGUCCUGCUGACCGCUUGCUCCCCGAACAGCCUUGUAAAUGCCAGCAGCGCACAAUAAUCUUAUGGAGAGCCAUGAACAGCCUGUUUCCAAGUACUUCCUUGCUCCUUUUAAAGGAGCCUGCAAGAGAAGCUUUCUGCCAACUGAGUCACAAAGAAGGAUUUGUUGCUGUUUUUAGCUUGCAAUUUGGCACUGGAAAAUCCAGGCUGGGGGAACAGCUGGAGCAGAGGCCGGAGCCGUGCACCUGGGGCCUUUGGCAGAAGAAAGCAAGCAGGGAAACUGCAUAACUCCCAGCUUGGCUGCAGGCAGUGCAGGAUUUCUCCUGGUCUAGAGAAGCUGCUGCAGUUGUCACGGGCAGAUGCAGACCCUGUGACAGUCCUUGGUGCAGAAGUUCCCUAUGGUGCUCUUAGAUGCAAACCUCCUGAACAGAUGGCUAUGGUCUGUUACUUCUCUCAGGGUAGUUUGGGCAGUACCAGCCUCACUGUUUUGAUCAAAACCACAGUCCCAGGUUGGGCUCAUCUCCAGAAGGAGCAUGCUCAGGCUGUCGGCAGUCUUGAGGCCCCAAGAUCUCCUCCCUAGUGUUGCAUCAGACCUAGAGAUCCACAUCCACUGGGAAACCCUACUUUUUCUGAUCUGCUGUCCUUGUUGAGGAGAUUGAGACACCUUGUGUGCACCUGAGGGACAUAGCUGUGUUUCCUGUAUGCCUCAACUGUGCUGGGAAGCUACUAAGGCUGUUGUAAAGUGGAGGUGCUCCAUACUCAGGCCUGGGUUUGUCUGUACAAAACUGUGUUAAAGCCAUGACAGUGUUUUUUGGGUUUUUUUUAGCCAAUUUAACCUUUUUUCCACUGACUAUGGAAUCAACUUGACCACCGCCCACGUCGGGGAUUUCACUUCAUGUAGUGUUUCUGCACUUUUGACUGGUUUGUCACCCUGUCCCUCUGCCAUCAUCGUAACUCACCUUAGCAAGUUGGUGCCCAGAACCAGAUCACCAUCCUCCACUCCGUUAAGUUCCAUCCUCUCCUGACAGAUGCCACUGUAGGAAAGCUGUACCUUCAGUGGGAGAAAACUAACCGAGCUGCUGUGGUUUUGUCCAGGAGAGGAAGGAAUAAAUAGACAGGGAAGCCAAAAGUCUUGGUUUGGAGCCUACUACAAGGUCAGCUUCGCAGCAGAUUGAAGAACCUUCCUGGAGAAGAUGCCCAGGAGCAAGGCUUUCCUGUCAACAUACUCAGUAUCCUGUUGACUUGUUCCUCAGGAGGCUCUUGCACCUCAGGAAACUCCUUUCCUUAUAGCUAUACUGAUAUUGUUUGCCAAGGUUUAGUAGCUCUGUGGAACUUGAGUCCUCAUCCCCAGAGCUGGGAGAAGCCGUACUAACUUUGAUCCCACCUCCUUCAGCUCAGAAAGGGUCGACCUCCGAAUCAGAGUUAAUACUCCAUUGUUUUGGCUUCCCACAACCUAGUGCCCCAACUCAUCCUCACCUUAGCUCAGUGAGUGCACGCAUCUGCUACUCUUUACCAAUGUGCUUCAAUGUGGAGUAAAAGCCCGGAAGAUAGAUCUUUGAGUAAGAAUCUGGCUGGGUCUUGAGCUGGUGAUAAACCUGCAUCACUUUUGGUGGUGUCUGCAGACUUGUGGCAAUUUGGCAUCUGCUUUUCUAGUGGAGAAAUAAAUCUUUUCCCAGCUGUGGAUUUCAGCUCGAGUAAAUUCUAACCCUGGUGGUUUCUCCUUGUAUCUCUUCCUCCUGAUCUCGAUGUGCCAUCCUGCGUCAUCAGCAGCUGCGUUGCACAAGAGAUGUGGCGGCAUUGCAGUGCUGGGAAUGAGGUGAUUUCUCUAUGCUGGGGAUUGUUUUGGUUUGUGGGAUUCCCCCCCAGUGUCACUUUGUAAAGCACUUUGAGAUGAAAGGAAUUAGAGAAAUGCUUUGUGUAAGGUCAUCUUACGUUUAAAACAAAGCAGAGAGAAUGAUUGGGGAAUUAAUAUGAAGUCACUCCGUUAACAGCAGGAUGGUUGCACCCUGCUCUUUAAUAAAGGAAAAUAAACAUUUGCUCUUAACCUUUUUAAA